This is a messenger RNA of Orbilia oligospora ATCC 24927, 804 nucleotides long. RefSeq lists its product as uncharacterized. Bases 1 to 804 code for a protein of 267 amino acids. NCBI's taxonomy places the organism in Eukaryota, Fungi, Ascomycota, Orbiliomycetes, Orbiliales, Orbiliaceae. The record is from RefSeq and is a predicted model, not a curated record. The transcript has a single exon.
AUGAAUAUGCUACAAGUCGAGGCAGAGGAGUGGCUGAAAAACACUCGUCAGAUACUCCUAAGACUCGAACGCUCCAUAGACCACGCUCUUCGUUAUCUAUGCGAACGGCCCUUUAAUCCUGAUAUUUGCCAAGGCUCAGAAUGGGUAGCCCGGAUGAACUUCAUCUGUGGAUACCUCAAAAAUCAUACAUUAAACCUCUACGAAAGAAGGACAACGACAUCGUUAUGUCGAAAAUUCUAUUUUAUCCUCGAAGAAAUAGUCAGGAGUAUCAAUGAGGACCCCAGAUCAGGCAUCAAUGCUCCCUCCGCGGAAGACAUACAGAGACGUACCAAGCAAUUAACUUAUCUCGUGGACAAAACGAAGUUCGAUGUUGAGGCGAAGUUUCGACAUUUCAAGACAGUCGAUUUCACCAUAAACUAUCCAGAGCUAGAUGGACUUCGUUGGGACAACGCCACAUUUUAUGAUUAUGUUCAUUAUCUCGACACCGUAAUCGAGGCCCUUCAAAAUUCAACUCACACGCGAGUGAUAAAUUUGAAGAAGGAAAAACCAGCGCAGCAGCUUUUGAAAGCUCAGUGGAGUCGUAUGAAAAACGCGGAAUCUAAAUAUGCAACAGCCAGCAGUCGUUGCAAAUGCAAAAAGCGAGAUAUUGCGGGCGCCAAUCUCUGGGAGAAGGCAGAAUAUGCGACUGGAAUGGUGGAUAUAGGUUGCAAACUUAACUUGCAUCCAGAAGGGCAUGGUCAUACAUUGAGUGGGUUUGACGCUGCACAAUUGCUUUGCCAUAUGAAGGGAAAUGAAGGUGGAUAG